Hevea brasiliensis (rubber tree) is the source of this 3392-nucleotide messenger RNA. RefSeq lists its product as uncharacterized. The transcript is spliced from 4 exons. Bases 584 to 3184 code for a protein of 866 amino acids. The record is from RefSeq and is a predicted model, not a curated record. Lineage: Eukaryota; Viridiplantae; Streptophyta; Magnoliopsida; Malpighiales; Euphorbiaceae.
UUAAUCUGUUUAGUGUCUGUCUGGUCUGUGUUGUCCCAAUAUUAAAACCAGCUUUCUUUGCUGCUCUAUCUGUUGUCUGAUUUUCUUCUCUUCUCAUUUUUUUGUUUUUUUAUUUUAUUUUGAAAAUUCUCAAGAAAAAUUUAAUUUAUGGACAGAAUCUGGAGUUUCUUUCUUUAAAACAUGCCCAUUUCCCAUUAUUUUCUCUCACGCAAAACAACAAGAAAUGAGAGAGAAAAUAAUGUUGACAACUUUCAUGUCUCUUCUCAUGUAAGUUUCGUUUGUUUCUGUGUGGAUUUCUUUUUAUGGGGUUUUCUCUCUCUCUAAAUCUUUCUUGAGAGAAUGGCCCAGCAGAUCCAAAAUCCUCAUUUCUUCUACUUUUCUUGGUGUUUCCAAAAUGACUACUUUGUGGUUUGGCUCUUUUGAGUGCUGUGAGCUCUUUUAACGAGUGAUUCCUUGGUGGGUUUUGAAGAAUGGAUUGGUUUUCUUUUUAAUUAUCAAGAAUUCUCUCCUAAUGGAGUAAUGGUACGAAGAUGGUCCAUUAUAGCUUUCUCUGAGAUAAAUUGAGAUUUAUACUCCAAGUUUCAUGGCAAUGCUAGGAAUGCAAGCAGAUAUGCAGUGCCAUUACUUCCCAGGGUAUUGUUCCACUAGGGAUCUUAAUUUAAAUGCUAGUUGUAGUAGCUGGCCCUCAAAUAAUGUUGAUAAAAUCUCAAAGAAUGGACACUACUUCAAUGGGAACUUGGCAUCACCAUUUCCCGACCACUAUUUGACAUACAAGGAAAAAGUGAAGCAAACAAUGCUCCGGCAUGAAGCUAUAUUUAGGGAUCAGAUCCAUGAACUCCAUCGCCUUUACAACAGACAGAGAGAAUUAAUGGCUGAAAUGAAAAGGGUUGAGCUUCAUGGACGUCAUCUACGGCUAGAAACCCCACAGUCGAAUCAAAUCUUCUCUGAAAACUCAUUUGAGUGUUUCCAAAGGACCCACAAAGCUUCUUCCUUGCCCUGGCUGAAUCCUGCUUUUAUUCAGUCUUCCAUUUCAGGUACUGAAAACAGCCAAUUGCAUUUAAAUUAUAUUGAAGGAAAGAUCAUACAAGAUGGUUGCAGUACUUUUCAAACUGAAGGCUCUAGAAAAGAAACCGGGUUGUUGGAGUCUAAAUGCAAGAAAGUUGGUAAAAGGAUAUUGGAUCUGGAACUUCCAGCUGAUGAGUACAUUGAUAGUGAAGAAGAGGAAUCUUUAGCUAGUGAGACAGCUCCUCCUGAGGUGUCAGGUUAUCCUAUGAAAAGCAUGGUUGAGGAUGUGCAAAAGAGUUAUGUAGAACUAUUUCGUGGCAUUAGUGAUGGUAAUUUGGUUUUCCAAGAUGAUAGUAUGGCUCAAGCUCCAUUUUCUAGGAAAACCAAAUGCCUAGCUGAUUUGAAUGAACCCAUCAAGCUUGAGGAAGAAGUAGAUCCUGAAUCCAAUGAUUUUCUAGGUCCUGUCCUAGACCAUAGCAGUGACAUGAAUUCUUUCCCUGAAAGGAUUUGUACAGAAACACUGUCCACAUCAUCUGAAGAUGAUGAGAUUGAGCAAGCCCAUGAAAUUUCAACUUCUUAUCUUUUGAAUUUAAACAGUGGAAAAUUGCACAGAGAAAGGAGCGAUUUUGGUUUAGAAAGCUAUCCUGAAAAGGUUGCAACUGCUUGCAAGCAUACUUCAAGUGAACUUAUUCCUCUGGAUGAUGUAAAGAAUCAUGAUUCAUCUUUGGUUUCAUCUUGGAGAAAGCAUACACGUGACAUUGUGAGGACCCCUAUAGCAGUUCAAGCACUUCCAUGUUUUAACUCUGUACCGUUGAGCAGAAGCUCUAAGUUCAGAAGCCCCGAGAUUCCUGGAGGCAAGUCUUGCAGUGUUAUAAAUCUUGAAUCCGGACCAACAUUUUGUAGUAUAAGUGCUCAAAGCAGCUCUUGUGAUGGUGACAAUGAGUUUGCAUCUGAAGCUAGUAACACUCAAAAGCACACUAAGGGUUCUGUGGAUCUAAAGUUGACAAGGGGUAUAGACCUGAAUUCCAUGUCUCCUAGCUGUUCUUCAGAUGUGGCUGCCCAUGGUAUUUGGAUAACAGACGGUGAAGAGAAAUGUAAAGAGUCAACAGGGGGCUCACCUUUGCUUCGAGAAAACCCAGCUCAUCUUGUGAAAUCCAAUAAAAAACUCCAAUUGGAUUGCAAUUCUGUGCCCGAGUCAGAAGAACAGAUAAAUGACCUAGUUUUUGGAAGUAGAUGCUGUGAAAUGUCUUCAGGCUUUCGAUUACACGUUGACCUCAACUCAUGCAUGAAUGAGGAUGAUUCUUCUCCAAUGCCCACUUUGUCAGCAGAAAUAGAUUUACAGGCACCUGCAAGUCCAGAAAACAAGGAGACUUCUCCACCUAGAGGAGAAUCAGAUGAAAACCAACUUGACAUGCCUUGUCAACUUCCAGAGCAAGAAAAUAGGGAUCUGCUAGAGGAUCUAAUUACAGUUGCAGCAGAGGCUAUAGUUUCCAUUUCAUCAUCUCAGAUUCGAUCUUGUACAGAGACGGUGACUUUCAAGCCAUCUGAAGCUUCGCAGAAUGACCCUCUCUAUUGGUUUUCCAAGAUAGCCUCUUCUGUAGUAGACGAUCCAGAGAGUGAAUUUGGUGUGGUUUUGAGUUUUAAGAAUACUGAUAAUCAUGAUGAGUAUCUUUCUGAUGGGAUUGACUACUUCGAGGCUAUGACAUUAAAACUUAAGGAGACAAAGGCAGAACCGUACUUUUGUAAGACCAGGGUCCUAAAGGAAGAAGCGGCAUGUCCAGCUUCAUUGCCAAUUCAGCCAAGGAGGGGCCAAACAAGAAGAGGGAGGCAGCAGCGAAAGGACUUCCAAAGUGAAAUUCUCCCAAGUCUUGCCUCUCUGUCAAGGUAUGAAGUAACUGAGGAUCUUCAUGCAAUAGGAGGGCUGAUUGAGGCUGCUCAUCAAAAUACUGGUGCCAGAAGAACAGGUAGAAAUGUUUGGAUGAGUGGGAGGAGGAGACGGUCUUCAAUAUCUCCUUCCCAGGCAGAAACCUCAUUGUGUUCACUGCUGAAGCAGCAAACCACAAAUGGCAAGUACAGCAUCGAGGAGAGCAGCCUAAUAGGCUGGGGAAAAAUAACAAGACGGCGCAGGGGGCCGAGAUGUCCUGCUACUAAUCCUCGGCUUAUUUUGAGUCAAGUAUAGUUAAACUCUCUGUUUUUACGGUUUUUGGGGUGAGUUAAUAGCAAGUAAACCAUGACAUGGUCUUGUACAUGGAAGAUAUCAUAUAGGGUCAAUCAUUAUGAGGUACUUUGAUUUUGAUAUUAUUUAUAAUUUGGUCAUGUCUUUUAAAAAAAUAGACUAUGUAAUCCAUGACAUUUGCUUUUGUUAAAUUUUAGGUCAUUUCCCUUAA